AGCAGCCGAAGGUGAAAGUGCGCUGAGAAAAAGAAAGCCCCAAAAAUAAACGUCAAACUUGCGCUGUGUGAGCUCUCAUCCUGUCCUGCUAGUGCUGUGCUGUGCGGAUGGAAAAGUGAAAAGUUUUUCACGCAAAAAGUUGCAGUAACAGUGAAUUAUUGGUGAAUUUUCGGUGGAAAUAUCGAUCACGGGCAGCAGUGGGUAGAAAAGUCGAGGUAUUCAACGGUGCGGCGCUUGGAUACGCGUGCAAAAGAUGGAUUCUCUCGGGUCGGAAAUCGGCCAGAAGAUGAGGAGCGCCGUGAAGGCGAAACUCAUCGAGCUGGGGACCGGAACGGCGACGGGCUAUAUUGACGACGAGCUGCCGGAUUACGUGAUGAUUAUGGUGGCAAACAAGCGCUCACGGCAGCAAAUGGUGGACGAUUUGACGUUGUUUCUGGGCACCCAGACGGAAGUGUUUGUCAACUGGUUGCACCAGGUGCUGCAGAAGCUAGAGGAGGUGACACUUCCGGCGACGUCGUCGGCGGCGGCAGCUGCUUCCGGAGGUGACAAGGCGACGAAAGCUGGAAAGGAAGCGCCCGGGAAGCGAAAGACUUCCGAGAAGUCUGAUAAAAAGGACAAGAAGAAGGAUAAGAAAGCCAAGAAGAGGGACAAAACACCGGAAGCGAAAGAUAAAGCUGGGGAGGAAGAUCACACGCCUCCACAUCCGUCGCAGCUGACCGGUGGAGUCAGUUCGAUUCAGGACGUGUUCGCGAAUCAGUUUAUUCAGCAUGCGAAGAAAACGAUGGACGUGGAGGGGAAUGUGGCCAAGAAGGAUCCUAGGGAGUCGACACCACCCAUGAGGGACAAUUCGAGUUCCCGGACCGGAAAUGAGUUUGACAUACCGACCAUAUCGGAAAUUGCCGGGCAGAGUGCGCUGUCCAAGCAUCAGAAGGAACUAUCUGAGUUGGAAGAAAUACAGCAGAAGAUUAAGCUAGCUAAGAAGCAGCUGAGGUCGAUGGGUUCCGAUGAGUCGGAGGAUGAGGAUUUUUUGAACAUCAAAGCGAAUGAUGAAGAUUUGGAGAACAUCGAGGAUGGAGGUUUGGCUGCAGCGGCCAAAAGGAAGGAAAGGCGGAAAAUAUCCGUUGAGCAGGAAACGGCUCGAGAAGAGCAAGAGGAGCGAAGCAAUACUCCUCCGCCACCGCCCGUAUCCGCUACAACUCCGCCGAAAAAGAAGUCUAUUAUGGAACGGUUGGGGACCCGUCCGGAGCCCGCUAAACCAACGCCAGCAGAAUCGGCUACCAAGGAGCCAACAACGGCCACGAACAAAUCCAACAUAAUAAGUCUCUCGGCGCACCGAAGGGAAGAACGAGAGCUGUAUGUUCCGGUGUUCCGCCGGAAAGAAAUGGAAGAGCAAGCCAAAGCCCGGGAAGCACGAGCUAGGCUCCACAGAAGCCGCAGCCGAGAGAGGGAUCGACGGCGUUCGCCUCCGGGUCGUUCCGGUCGGAAGGAUAACAGCCGCAGCAGCCGGGAUCGAUCCCGAAGCAGGCGGGAGCGGGAGCGAGAAAGAGAAAGGAUUCGCGACCGGUCCAGAAGUCGCGAUCGAGGACGCGAAAGGGAACGGGAACGGGACCGGGAUCGCUCCUCCGGACGGAUUAACAAUGGAACGGAUGUACGGGCUCGAAUCGGCUCCCGGGUUAUUGUGCUUCCUCCCAAGCCGGAAUACAACGAGGAAGAUGAAGUGGAAGUUCCCAUCCCCAGUGUGGUCAAAAUCCAACCACGCCCGCAGGUUCCGAAAAGUAAACAACCCAGCAAAAAUCUCCUCCUGAAGGCUAUGGCCGAGGCCCAGCGGUCCACGGCGGCCAAUCUCAAGAAAACUAUAAACAAUCGUGAAGAGAGUUCUUCCCGACAUCAUCGGAUGCUUAUUGAAAUCCCCGGUGCGACCAAAUCCGAGGGAACUCCCCCGGUGGACGUCCGUUACGAAUACGAAGAAGAGGACGAUGACGAGGACAUAGUGGAGCACGUCCUUCGGGAUGACGACGUGGACGCCGAGCUGGAAGAAAUCCUCAACGCCAACGACGAAUACAUCCCGGAACCGGUCACGGUGACCGCUGCCGUCGUCCGUCGAUCCGAAUCCGACAGUGACGGGUACGUGUACGUUCCCGCGAAGAAACCUGCCGAUGGCGGCGCCCUAUCGGAUGAAUACGAAACAAAAGACCCAACCAAGAAGCCCAAGUUUGUGGUCACUCUGGACGGCGCCUAUCGGAAGUCCUCGCGUACUUCUCCCAGUCACACUCCACCUCCGCCCUCCAGCAAAUCCAAGCCCUCCAUCAAAGAUCGAAUCGGUCAAAAGGUACCGAAAACCGAACCCGGCACCGUUACGCCGCCUCCUCAACGGAACCGCGAAGCGAGCGUCGACCGUGCCGCCCAUCAGGAAGCGCUCAAACGUCGAAAGGAGCGCUUCAGCAUCAAAACCCCUUCCAAGGACACCUCCAAAUCCCCGGACAAACGCUCCAAGUCGUCGUCGUCCAAGAAGUCUCCCUCCAAACGCGAGAAGCGAUCCUCUCACCACCACUCCAACAACCGGAAGUCUUCCCCGACGACGAGCGAUUUGAACGAACUGCUUCUCCAGCGGACCAAGGAACUUCUGGUGGACGACAGCGUGUCCUCUUCCCCCAUCUACAUGUCCAAAUCCGACUACGAAAAGAUCGAACCCAAUUCAUCCUCCCGGAAGCGGAAGCGCGUGUCACCGAUUCAGUUCGCCCUGACGGAUGACGAUGAGGAUGGCGAAGAUACCGAUGGGGAGUACAACCACCACAGGGAUCGGGACCACCGGGAGCGCAAAUCGAUUGAAAGGGUUCUCCCGAGUGGUGGAGGUGGCGGCUUGGGAGAAGAGGACGUCCGAAAGGAUCGCGGUCGGGAUCGGGACGCUGAGCGACGAACGGUGGACGAUGACCGGCGAAAAAAUUUGAGCAGCACUUCCGGCAACGGGGACAGCAAGUCGCCGUCGAAGAGGAUAAAGAGGCUCGAAUCCAGUCGGAAGUUUGACGAUAUACCGCAAUUGCUCAGUUCGGUGGCGGUUCCUUCGGAGGGCCUGCUCUCCAAGAGCAAAGCUAUCAUCAAGGAACGGUGCAAGUACUUCCCACUGUGCCGGCAAGGGGAUUCCUGCGAGUUCUUGCACCCCAGUACCAACUGUAAGGCCUUUCCGGCGUGCAAGUUCGGGGACAAGUGCCUCUAUAUGCAUCCGAUGUGCAAGUACGACAAAACGUGCCACCGGCUGGACUGCAACUACAUGCACACGAAACCGCUGUCGGCGCAUGUGUCGACGGCACCACCAUUGGCCUCGUCGGUGGUGCCGGUCCAGAACUACAAAACCAUUACGGCCAAACCGUUGCCGCAGCCGUGCCGAUUCUAUCCGGGUUGCUCCAACGGUGACCUGUGCCCGUACUACCAUCCGAAGUUGUGCCGCUUCGGCAGGCACUGCAUGAACAAGGUCGAGUGCAACUUCUACCAUUACGAUCUGCCCGGAGGCGGGGCCCCACUCGACCACCACGAGGCACCGCCCAAGGACAAGUUCAAAUGGGUAUCGCCCUUCUCGGCUUAGCAGCGUUUGCAUCCUUAUCCGUAAGAUGUGAGGUUGAUUGUUUCCGUUUUUUUUCACCUAUAAUAAUAGUAGCUCUGCUCUAUUCGGAUAAAACCUGUUUUUUACGGCACGUCGAAUUUUCUCACUUGCUUUUCUUCUUUUGGUUUCUCUAAAGCAAUUUGACGUGUGCUCUUUGUUGUUUUACUAGUUUUAGGAUACAAUAUUAUGGAUAUAUUUAUUCUUAAUUAGAAUCGAAUUGGGAUUCUGCAGCAAAGAGAAAAAGAGCUGCAGAAUCGGAGCAAUAGGUUUCUCGAUGGAGAGAAACAAACUUGGAAAAGUUUAAAACAACAACCUUGGUAGAACUAACUUAUUUAGAUCACUGUUUACGCAAAUAAACAUUAUGUUACAAAACAUACAAGACAAUGUGGAAAAGAGGAAGAAACAUUUGUACAUAAGAACAGCUGAAGCAUUAGCAUCUGCAUGAGAAAACGCAAACAUAUAGAACGGGACAGCUUGUAUUCGUAUCAAUGACAGUGACAAGGCUCUAAAUACAGCCGUAUAGCAUCAUCAUUAAGACACUACAGGUAGCAAAGCUUGUAAAACAUUUAUGAUUGGGGACGUUAAGCUACUCCAUUACAUGCACCCAACGAGGGCUAGAGAGUUUUAUGAAGUGGUCACAAUUUCGAACAAAAAAUCAUCAGCAAAUAUAAUCGAUUCAGUUAGUUGAGAUAUAGAA
This is a messenger RNA of Aedes albopictus (Asian tiger mosquito), 4295 nucleotides long. RefSeq names its product zinc finger CCCH domain-containing protein 14 (gene Nab2). NCBI's taxonomy places the organism in Eukaryota, Metazoa, Arthropoda, Insecta, Diptera, Culicidae. Gene Ontology annotation, cellular component: nucleus; cytoplasm. The transcript has 4 exons. Gene Ontology annotation, molecular function: metal ion binding; poly(A) binding. The record is from RefSeq and is a predicted model, not a curated record. The coding region runs from base 254 to 3580 and encodes 1108 amino acids. Gene Ontology annotation, biological process: regulation of mRNA stability.